This is a messenger RNA of Hippocampus comes (tiger tail seahorse), 3199 nucleotides long. Its product is annotated as dihydropyrimidinase-related protein 5-like. Bases 16 to 1971 code for a protein of 651 amino acids. Gene Ontology annotation, cellular component: cytoplasm; cytosol. Lineage: Eukaryota; Metazoa; Chordata; Actinopteri; Syngnathiformes; Syngnathidae. The record is from RefSeq and is a predicted model, not a curated record. The transcript has 14 exons. Gene Ontology annotation, molecular function: hydrolase activity, acting on carbon-nitrogen (but not peptide) bonds, in cyclic amides.
ACGUCACAUGUAGUAAUGACCACAUUCCGACGGCAUUUGAACACAGCAGUUUCUGGAGAUGAGGGACACACCCAUGUCGACCGACAUAUCUCCUUCGCCAUUGGUCAACGGUGUCCGUUAAGUGUGGAUUUCCAGGCUUCCCAUUGGCUGCCGCCCGACCGUGGUAGCAUCUGUGCUUCGCGCUGUGCCCAGCUGUCCUCUUCUCACACACCGCAAGCAAGCACCCAGGAGAGCGGGCUCAAGAAAACGCGAGGAAAUAACCGGAGUCUGGCUGCCAACAUGGGGUCCAUGCGAAUUCUCAUCAAGGGAGGCAAAGUGGUCAAUGAUGACUUCACCCACGAAGCAGAUGUUUACAUUGAGAACGGCAUCAUUCAGCAGGUUGGGAAGGAGCUGAUGAUUCCGGGCGGGGCCAAGGUGAUCGACGCGUCCGGAAAGCUGGUGCUGCCCGGCGGAAUAGACACCUCCGUGCAUUUGCAGCAGACUUUCAUGAACGCCGCCAUCCAGGAUGAUUUCUACAGUGGCACCAAGGCGGCUCUGAUGGGUGGUACCACAAUGGUGAUGGCGCUGGUCCUGCCCGAGCAACACUGCUCCCUCGUGGACGCCUAUGAGAACUGCCGAGCUCUGGCUGACGCAAAGGCGUGCUGCGACUACGCUCUGCAUGUUGGCUUGACCUGGUGGGGGCCAAAGGUGCAUAAUGAGAUGGAGACGCUGGUGAGGGAGCACGGGGUGAACUCCUUCCAGAUGUUCAUGGCCUACAAGGAUAUGAUGAUGCUGAGGGACUCUGAACUGUACCAGGCCUUGCAGACCUGCAAGGACAUCGGAGCCAUCGCGCGUGUCCACGCCGAGAAUGGCGAGCUGGUAGCGGAGGGUGCUAAAGAGGCUCUGGAUCUGGGUAUCAGUGGACCCGAAGGCAUUGAGGUCAGCCGUCCAGAAGAGCUGGAGUCAGAGGCCACACACAGAGCGGUCACAAUCGCCAACAGGGCUCACUGCCCUAUCUACCUGGUGAAUGUGUCCAGUAUGCCCGCUGGGGAUAUGAUUGCCGCUGCCAAGAUGCAGGGUAAGGUGGUCCACGCAGAGACCACAGUCGCUCAUGCGGUGUUGAACGGCAUGCAGUAUUACCACCAGGACUGGGCUCACGCUGCCGCACACGUCAUCGUGCCCCCGCUCCGCCUCGACCCCAACACCCCUGGCUACCUCAUGGGAUUGUUGGGCAAUGACACGCUGAGCGUUGUGGCAUCAGAGCACCGUCCGUUUAGCACCAAGCAGAGGGCCUUGGGCAAGGAGGACUUCACCAAGAUCCCCCAUGGAGUGCCUGGAGUCCAGGACAGGAUGAGCGUCAUCUGGGAGAGGGGAGUGGUUACAGGAAAGAUGGACGAGAAUCGUUUUGUGGCUGUGACAAGCGCCAACGCCGCAAAGAUCUACAACAUGUAUCCGCGCAAGGGUCGCAUCAUCCCCGGAGCGGACGCUGAUGUGGUGGUGUGGGAUCCAGAUGCGACGAGGACGAUCUCUGUUGGCACUCAAGUGCAAGGAGGAGACUUUAACCUGUAUGAGGGACUGCGCUGCCACGGCGUUCCUUUGGUCACCAUCAGCCGGGGACGUUUGGUGUGCGAGAACGCAAUGUUCAUGUGCGCCGAAGGCUCCGGAAAAUUCUAUCCACAACGGACCUUCCCUGAUUACCUGUACAAGAAGAUGGUGCAGAGAGAAAAAGCUCAGGCAUAUAAAGGGGUUGACAGGGAUCCCUACUCUGGCGAUGUGGUCAAAGUUACCAACACUAUGAAGAAGGAGCUUGGUUUGAGCCCCAUCGAUGGAGACGGCACUAACAAAGGCGUGGUGAGGGUGCAACAGGGGGUUCGGGACCUCCAUGAGAGCUCCUUUAGCCUCUCGGGGUCUCAGGUUGAUGAUCAUAUCCCCAAGAGGUCCUCGGCUCGGAUCCUGGCCCCUCCGGGUGGUCGCUCCAGUGGAAUCUGGUAAACUCUGGCCCGAGGAAAUCAGCCGUCCAAGCCUCCUUGUUUUUUUGUAUAUUUUCGAAUAACCAAGAAAACUGCACUGAUUUUAAAACACAAGUUUAAUGUUAAAAGGGAAAUUGUUCUCAGCAAUUGGCCAAGACUUAAACGUGAUCAGUUUGCCGAAGUGAGUUUUACAAAUCUAGUUGGAGUCUUCUUUCUGAAACGCUAAAAUAUACCGAGGUCAAGGUGCUAUGUGUGAAUGUUUUUUCCCCCGAAUUUAAACGGAUCACAACUAACCGAUUUCUCAUUGUUUGUCAGGAGAAAGAGGAAAAGGGACCGAAUGCUUAAAAAACAAUACUGGUUAUUUUCAAAGGUUUGAAAUGAUGUUGACUUUAAAUAUCUAAAACGAGUAGAACUGGAUUCAGUAAAGCAUCCCCAUCACACACACCAAUAGAGCGCAUACACUGUAGUCACACAAGAUGAGUGGCGAUUUCUGUUUGUGAUAAAACCACCUCCUGCGCUUCAUCCCUUGGCUGUUCCUGUGUUUUUGUUUCCAACGGAUGGACUGUGUUGUGUGGUGAUGACAUCCAACUGUUCAACAUACUGUGUGAUCUUUGCUGCGACACUCUCCACACAGUCUGACUGUGUCACAUGCUGCCUCUUCGUGAGAAACACACAAGUAUCCCAGUGUAGUUCCCGACAAUAGAUUUACUGUAAUGUUGUGAAUUAUACAUAACACACAAUACAAGCCAAGAAUUGUCAAGAAAUGAAAAUUGUCACAUAAGGAGAGCCUCCACAGGGCAGGAAGAUUGAGCUACACAUGCUACUGAAGCACAGACCCCCUCACCUCCUCUGAAGUGUGUCAUUCCAUUCCAACAGUGGUGUUUAUUCAUGACCACAUUUUUUUUGUCUGUGUACUGUACAUUUAGGAUGCUUUCUCUUCGUUAAAAGAAUAAAUGUGCCAUUGUGAGUGAGUCACUCCUAUUAUUGCACACACCUUGCAUGAAAAGAACCACAUCGAGACAGAUAUGGACGGCCACAGGUUCACAACUGGUGCUUGUUGUUUUUCUUUUUACAAUGGUAUAAAGGGUGUUAAUUUUAUUGUGGAUGAUUGUUGUUUAGAAGGCACUGUGAAUUGUCAGUGACUGUGCGUUGUCAAGUUUGUGAAUUGUUUCGUUGGAAAGUGAACCUGUUGAAUAUGUACUGUGGCUGCUUGUUUCUUACCACAAAGUAUUGGUCAACCAAUAAAAUAG